This is a messenger RNA of Rhineura floridana, 1731 nucleotides long. RefSeq names its product vomeronasal type-2 receptor 26-like. The transcript is spliced from 5 exons. Gene Ontology annotation, cellular component: membrane. Lineage: Eukaryota; Metazoa; Chordata; Lepidosauria; Squamata; Rhineuridae. Gene Ontology annotation, biological process: G protein-coupled receptor signaling pathway. Gene Ontology annotation, molecular function: G protein-coupled receptor activity. The record is from RefSeq and is a predicted model, not a curated record. The coding region runs from base 1 to 1731 and encodes 576 amino acids.
AUGCGCAUGGUAGAUACCAUGCAGUGCCCCAUAAAUGCUCCCCUCCCUGUUCCUCAUGAGUGGAAUCAGCCUGGAGACCUCCUCAUUGGUGGGAUUGCAUCUCAGAUCAUUUACAUUUUCCCUGAAGUUGACUUCAAGAAACACCCUUCUCAGGAGCUGUUUGACUCUCCAUUGGCAGUGACAAAGUUGUACCAGCAUGUCUUGGCCUUGGCAUUUGCUGUCAAGGAGAUCAAUGAGAAUCCUAAACUUUUGCCCAAUGUCACUCUGGGAUUCCACAUCUGUGACAGCUACUACGAUGCCAGGAUGACUUACAGUACCACCAUGGGCCUGCUCUUCAAAUCACAUACAUUUGUUGCCAAUUACAAAUGUGACACCCAGAAGAACCUCAUAGCCAUUAUCGGAGGCCUCAGUGCAGAUAUCUCCUUCCUCAUGUCAGAUGUAUUAAGUCUUUAUAAAAUUCCACAGCUCCACCCAUUUCUUCAAGGAAUUUUGUUUAACAACUCAGCUGGAGAAACAAUCUCAUUUAAUGACGAUGGGGAAAUGGUAGCUGGACUUGAUAUAACAAACAUGGUUAUAUUCCCAAAUAAUUCCUUCCGUAGAGUGAAAGUUGGCAAGAUGGAUCCCAAAGCUCCUGACGGAAAAGAACUCGUAAUUAAUGAGGAUACAAUUGUGUGGCCCAGGCAUUUUAACCAGGUACUGCCCAUCUCAUUGUGUACUAAUCCCUGCCCUGCUGGUCAUCAAAAGAAAAAGAAGGAAGGGGAGAAAUUUUGCUGCUACGAUUGUACUCCAUGCCCAGAAGGGAAGAUUUCAAACAAGAAGGACAUGGUUGACUGUUUCAAGUGCCCAGAAGAUCAAUAUCCAAGUAAGAACAAAAAUGAAUGCAUCCCCAAAGUGAUAACUUUUCUGUCCUAUGAAGAACCUUUAGGAAUCGGUUUAGCCUCAGUUGCUGUUUCCUUCUCAUUUCUCACAACCUUAGUGCUACACAUUUUUAUUAAACACAGAAAUACUCCCAUCGUCAAAGCCAACAACCAGGACCUCACCUAUGCCCUCCUCAUCUCCCUCCUGCUCUGUUUCCUCUCUUCUUUGCUAUUCCUUGGACGGCCUGGGAAAGUGACCUGCCUUCUCCAACAAUCUGCUUUUGGCAUCAUCUUCUCAGUGGCUAUUUCUUGUGUGUUGGCCAAAACCAUUACUGUUGUUGUUGCUUUCAUGGCCACCAAACCAGGGUCCAACAUGAGGAAGUGGGUAGGGAAAAGACUGGCCCUCUCCAUUGUCUUUUCCUGCUCCCACAUUCAAGCAAUCAUUUGCGCUGUGGGGCUAGCAAUCUCUCCCCCCUUCCCAGAUUUUGACACACAGUCUCUGACUCAAGAGAUUAUAUCAAAAUGUAAUGAAGGCUCUGUCAUCAUGUUUUAUCUUGUCCUGGGCUACAUGGGGCUUCUGGCCAUCAUCAGCUUCACUGUGGCAUUCCUGGCCAGGAAGUUGCCAAACACUUUCAAUGAAGCCAAGUUCAUCACCUUCAGCAUGUUGAUGUUUUGCAGUGUUUGGUUGUCCUUUGUCCCGACCUACCUGAGCACGAAGGGGAAAUAUAUGGUGGCUGUGGAGAUCUUCUCCAUCUUGGCCUCCAGUGCUGGGUUACUGGGCUGCAUCUUUGCCCCAAAAUGCUAUAUUAUUUUGCUGAGGCCUGAGCUGAACAACAAGGAGCAGCUUACAAGAAGAAAGGAUUUAAGAAUCUAA